AUGACCGAGCCAGUGUCGUACCGGCUGUCGACCAUCGACCAGUCGGCGGUACGAAGUUACAUCCGUUGUUGCUACUGCUUCCCAUAUCGAAACGGCAAAACAGGAGCAGAUGAUGUCGUCUCAAGACUCACCGAUGCAAUGCAGCGCGCCGUCAAUCGCUACCCCAUCCUAGCAGGCUCAACAUCAACAAAUACCGAAGCCGUCGAGUUUGUGCUGCCAAGUCACGCACAACCUCUCCGCCGAGAGACUGUCAGCAUCGGCGCCCGCUUCGCCCCACUACUGCAGUCAAGGCGAGAGAGCACCGGCGGAAAUACGUUCGCUUUGCUUGACAUUCGUGAACAAGGACAACAGGAAGAUACAGACAAGGGGCAGAGCGGACAUCUUCAGGUUCUCGUGAAAGCGGAGGGUCAAGCAAUCCGUCCUAUCGUCAAACACUUAAGUAAAGCGCACUUUGCGGAGACAUACGAUGAGCUCGCCACAAGUGGAAUGCCAGCCAGCACCCUAGUAGGAACCAACUUCAGCUCUUUGCCGGACUUCCCAGAUCCGGCGGCGGGAGAGAGCCCAGUCUUCGCCGUUCAGGCAACCUUCAUCGAAGGGGGAGUGUUCGUCACGGUCUUCUUGCAUCAUGCAGUGUCUGACGAACGUGGCAUGUCAGCCAUCAUCCGCCUGAUGUCUAGUGGCCAUGAAUUUGCUUCGACUGAUGUCAGAUCUGAUGCUGUUGAUCAGUCCAGAAGCCGAGACCGCCUCUCCGGUUCUCGUGGAGUCAAGGCCAAACGCUUUGAGGAGACCAAGUACGGAAGAGCACAGAAGCCAUCGAGCAAUCCAAGUGCACCAAGAUCCGCCAGCUGCCAAAUAUUGGCACUUGAUUUGCGGAAGAUUCGUCAAACGACAAGUCUGAUCAACGAGCGGGCCGUAUUGUCGUUUGACGAGCCCUGCAAGACUAUUGGACCACUCGAAUGCCUGGUGGCUAUUCUUUGGAAGGCCAUCACCAGGGGCCGAAGCCCAAGAGUGAGAGUGGAAGAGAAGCAGACGUCAACAUGCCGUUUCCCGGUCGACAUGCGCAUGCGUCUCGACCCGGUUCUUGGACCUGACUACUUUGGCAAUGCUUGCGUCCCUGCGAAAGCCACCGAACGCUUCAUCCGCCUCAGCCUGCCGUUCGACGUUGGAACGUUGAGCCACACGGCUCACCUGGUUCAUGACAGCAUUUCGACGACUGACGAGACGGAGUUGCGUGCCACCAUCGCCGCAGUCAACAAUGCUUCGGAUGUCCGUGGCGCUCUCGACAUCGGUGCAAACCUCAACACUGACUUCGUUAUCACCAAUUGGUCUGAAAUGCCAAUGGGAACUGCGGCGACUUUGGGCCUGGGGCUUGGCGCACCUCAGUUCGUGCGUGAGGCAAGCAGAGAGUGCAUGAAUGCGGGCUGCAUCUUGUUGCCUCCACGUGAGGACGAGGAAAUGUGGGAGGUCGCGAUGCAGGCAGAUGAGGAGACCAUGGCCCAUUUGGUCGAGGACGAAGGCCUACUGCCAUUCGUGCUGCAUGUGGCAUGA
Molecule: messenger RNA, 1548 nt
Organism: Cercospora beticola
Lineage: Eukaryota; Fungi; Ascomycota; Dothideomycetes; Mycosphaerellales; Mycosphaerellaceae
Molecular function (GO): acyltransferase activity, transferring groups other than amino-acyl groups
Source: RefSeq, a predicted model, not a curated record